AUGCAACUAUAUGGUCAGUCAAAUCAUCUGAAUCUCUUCAACUCGAGGCCACAGCCUAAGAAGAAGCGAAAAUCUCGAACAGCCUUCACCAACCACCAGAUCUUUGAGCUGGAGAAGCGAUUUCUGUAUCAGAAGUACCUCUCGCCUGCAGACAGAGAUGAGAUCGCGAGCUCUCUAGGUCUCUCCAACGCUCAAGUCAUCACAUGGUUCCAAAACAGACGAGCGAAGUUGAAACGAGAUAUGGAGGAAUUGAAGAAAGACGUCGAAAGUGCUAAAGUACUGUCAGCUCACAAGAGUUUCUUAGAAAACGUGACUGAUCUCGGCAUUCUCAAGAAGAAGGCCAUGAGCAUAGGAGCCAGUGAGGAGGCGGCGACAAAUCUAGUAGUGAACGCGUCUAAAUGA
This is a messenger RNA of Spodoptera littoralis (African cotton leafworm), 402 nucleotides long. NCBI's taxonomy places the organism in Eukaryota, Metazoa, Arthropoda, Insecta, Lepidoptera, Noctuidae. The record is from the annotation of a GenBank genome assembly.